AUGGUGGACAAGAAAAAAGUAAAGGCUAGCAGUAGUAGUAGUACUAAUCCACAACAGCCACAAGGAGGAACUCCAAAAGUACAAUACAAUAACAAUCAUCAUAAUCAAAAUAAUAAUAAUAAUAAUAAUAAUAACAAUAAUAAAACAUAUAUAAAUGGUAGUAGGCCAUCAUCUAAUAAUAAUAAUAAUAACAAUAAUACAUCUACUUCUACAACAACUACGACUACUGCUAUAACACAUACACCAAAAUUAAAUAUAAGACAAUUAAACAUUACGAAUAAUAAUAAGACUAGUAACAUAAACAACAAUAACAUCAACAUAAAUAAUAACAAUAAUAGUAUUAAUAAUGUCAUAUAUAAUAGUAACAACAACAAUAUAUCAUCAGAAAAUAAUGUACAGAAUAAUAAAUUAGAUACAAUAACCAUUUUAAAUCAUACAAGUAUAGAACAUCAACAACAACAACAACAAGUGACUGAAAGUAAACCAUCAGAACAACAACCAUUAUUAGAACAACAACAAACAUCAUAUGUACCCCAAGAUAUCAUCAUUGAUAUUAUCGAUUCACAUUCAAAUAUUUCACAUAACAAUCAUCAUCAUCAUCAUCAUCAUCAUCAACAAUCAGAUUCUUUAAUCCCAUCUCAACAACAAGAACAACAAGAACAAGACAGCAGUAAUACGAAUAAUAUAAUUGAAAAUAAUAAUAGUAAACAACAACAACAAUAUUUUAACAACUAUAAUAAUACACAAAGAGAUAAAUUAUCAAAUAUAAUAGUUCGAAAUAAUCAAUCAGAUAUAACCAAUGAAAUUGUACAAUCGAUUUCAAGUAUCAAGUUUGGAUCAUUUACAUCCGAAAUAUGGGAGCAACUAGAGAUGACCCCUUCAUUUCAACUGCCCGAGGACUUUUCUUUUCUUUCCAUCGACACUUUAGAAGACCCGUUGAUGCGUAUAUUUAACCAAGAACAACAGCAACAACAACAAUACCAAGAUGAACAAUACCAACAAUACCAACAAGAACAACUACAAUAUCAACAACAACUACAAUUAGAAGAAGAACAAUAUCAUCAAGAACAACGACAACAUUAUCACUAUCAAGAUGAUCAAAAUAAUAUCCCCGAGGAAUUACAACCAUUAUUAUUACAUCAAGAUAAUGAUAAUAAUAAUGAUGAUCAAAUACAACAUCAACAAUCACAACAACAACCAUCGACCAAUUUGAAUGAAGAUAAUAAUAUAUCUUCAACUUCUACUCCAACACCAAUUAUUACUUCUACUUCUACUUCUUCUUCUUCAACUUCAACAACUUCUGUUUCAAAAAAGAAAAAGAAGAAAAAGAAUAAAUCAAAAUCACCAACUACUACAACAGCAACAACUAUAGCCACUACUACUACUACAACUCAACAACAACAAGUAUUGGCUCCAAUAACCAAUAAUAAUCCAAUAUUGGAACCAACAACCAUGGCAUCAAUGAUAGCCAAUGUUAAUCAAACACCAAAUACAAAUGCACCAAUUCAACCAUUGUCACCAAAAUCUACAAAUGGAAAUGUAUCAUCAUCUUCUUCUUCUUCAAAUACUACAAAUACUAGUACGCCUAUUAAUUCACAUGUACAAAACAAUACAGCUCCACUUUCCACCACUACUACUACCACCAAUACAACAGUCACACCAAUACCACCAGUGACCAACAAUUUGGCCAAUUUAUUGAUGCAAAUCCAUAGUACAAGCACAACUGCCAACACUGCAACCAAACCACCAACACCUAUAUCCACUACAAACGGUGCCUCUAGCGCCAUUCAAAAGAAGUUAUCUUGGAUUAGAGGUUUUGAUGAACACAUUUCCAAAAUGAAAACUUUACCCUAUCAAGCAAAGGGUAUGGUAAAUACUUCAAAUACUUGUUUUAUGAAUGUCAUCUUACAAUCAUUAAUUGGAUGUCAACCAUUUGUAAAGUUAUUAAAAUCAAUUUCAGAUAGUGAAGGUCCAAGUCAAACAAAAUAUCCAACUUUACAUCAUUUAAAACAAUUUCAUGAUGAUUAUUUUUCAACAAUACAAGUAUCAAAUAAUACAAGUAAAUAUGUUAGUUCACCUCAACCAAUUAAUCCAAAAUAUUUUGGUGAUAUCGUAAAGUCAUUUAAUUCGAAAAUUGCACCACCAUCUCCUUCUCCAAUCAUCCCAUUCUCUGUACCCAUUUCCAACAAAAAGAGAACAAAAUUGACCAUUUAUGAAGCCGUUCAACAACAAUCAUUGAAUAGUUGUCAACAAGAUGCUCAAGAAUUCUUGACCUAUUUUUUAGAUUUAAUUCAUGAAGAAUUUGUUUCCCUAUUAAAGGAAAUUGAAGGACCAAAAGAAGAAAAACAAAUGGUUCAACCAAUUUUAGAGCCAACCACCAAAGAUAAUGAUGGAUGGGAAAUUGUUGGUGCCAAAAACAAAACCUCAACAGUCAAUGACCAUACCACCAAUCUAAAUGGUUCUCCCAUUUCACAAAUAUUUUCUGGUACCAUGAGAAGCAGUGUCAAUAGAUCAGAAUCUAAAGAAUCUGUUACUCUUCAACCAUUCUAUUGUUUACAUCUUGAUGUUAGACCUGAAUCAGUUCAUACAUUAGAAGAAGCAUUAUCAUUAUUUAUGAAAGAAGAAACAUUGGAAGGAUAUACAUGUUCAACCAAAGGAGUAGAAGUGACAGCGAGCAAGAGUAUGUCGAUUGAAGUACUGCCAAAGAUCUUGAUAGUACAUUUCAAGCGAUUUGCAUACGACACAGAGGCACAAAAAUUAGAUAAAUUCAUCUCAUUCCCAACCACCUUGACUCUCAAAUCCCACAACUCCCACGCCCCACCACCAUCACAACCACAGACAUUUGCCAGUACCAUCCUCGCCGCAGCCAGCGCCAAGAAAUACUCGCUCCUCUCUGUUGUCAGUCACCAUGGAAAAGGUUUAUCACAAGGUCACUAUACCUGCGAUGUCUUGCAACCGAAUCUUCAGUGGAUGAGAUUCGAUGACGCACUCGUCUCUGAGAUUACCGAACAAGAAGUAUUGAAUCGUGAAGCUUAUUUAUUACUUUACCAACAAGCUUAA
Cavenderia fasciculata is the source of this 3060-nucleotide messenger RNA. It is a transcript of the gene ubpB, whose product is annotated as ubiquitin hydrolase B. The transcript has 5 exons. Gene Ontology annotation, molecular function: cysteine-type endopeptidase activity; cysteine-type deubiquitinase activity. Gene Ontology annotation, biological process: protein deubiquitination. The record is from RefSeq and is a predicted model, not a curated record. Gene Ontology annotation, cellular component: nucleus; cytosol. Lineage: Eukaryota; Evosea; Eumycetozoa; Acytosteliales; Cavenderiaceae. The coding region runs from base 1 to 3060 and encodes 1019 amino acids.